UUGCGCAAUAGGCAGUUUGCUAUCGAGAAGCUGAUCCUAAAAUACUGACAGUUUACAAGUAUAUCCCGGUCUCUUCUCUUUUAUCUCGAUUCAGUGAGGUAGCCAUUUCACACAAAAUAAAAUGAAGUUCUUUCCCUAUAUUUUCUUAUUGGUAUCGACAUGUGCAGCACAAGAUACGUUUCUUACUACUAAAGUUUUUGUGAUGCCAAUAGUUCCAUCAUUGUUUAACUGGACGUUGCAAGGACAUACCAGUCAGUAUACGUAUCGACCAUCCUUAUUAAAUGCCCCAGAUCUUCCAGAGUGGAUCCAUUAUACACACAGCAGAUCAAAUGGCAAAGGAUAUUUGUAUGGUGUACCACCAAUGAAACAGAAUGAUUUGGAGUUGGAAAUUGUUGGACUAAACAAAGGAACAUAUGAAACACAGUGUGAGACAGUCUUGUUGAAAGUUGAAGAAAAACCAGAUCCAGCAAAAUAUGAAGUCCAGCUGAAGAUUGAUAACUUGAAUGUUGAGGAUAUGUUUGAUGAACUUAGAAUGAACAGACUCUUAGACGUAUUUCGAAAUAAUCUGUGGCCACAGAGCCAUGCUGAUUUAUAUGUAACAUUCCUUGAAUCAGCUGUGCAGCUGGGAGCCAGAUUACCUUUGAGCCCAAAUGAAAGGGAAGGAGUAGUUUUGAAGCUGGGAAGCCAAGUUGAAUUUUCUGCUGCACUAAUUGAACUGCAAGAAGAAGUGAAACCACUGUGGAAAUUACUGUCCUGCCCAAGAGAUUUUAAACGUACAACAGUUGACAGAUUCUUCAGAGAUGCAGGCUUUGCAUUAGAUUGGUGUGCAUUCAGAUUGGUAAGUGGUGCACAGGUAAUUACUGAAGAGUUGUCAUCUUUGAGACAUCUGGCACAUCAUGAAGUAGGUGUAGUGGACCAUUACAAUAAUCUUAUAGAGUCAGAUACAAUAUGGUCCGCACCCUCAAAGGCAGAAGUUCCACAAAGAAGUUAUGUUAAUGAGUUUGUUGCAACAAUUUUAGUGCCAAUGCUGAUUAUGAUAUGCCUUGUUAUCAUAUUGUCCUUAAUACUUUGCUUUCACCACGAAGGGAUGUUUGAUGAAUCAGAUGAAUACUUUGAGUCACUGUUUGAUAUAUUUGAACAAUUAUUGAGAAGCAAACGGAACAAGCAGCUGCCUGCAGUGCAAAUGGUUCAGUACACUGCUGUCCAUCGAGCAACAAAUACAUUGCGCUCUUUGUCAAACCAACGUGAUGCCUGCACUGUUCCAUCAGAAGUUGCUUCUUAUAAAGUUCAGAAUUCCAGCCCAAGCAAUUCAUUACUAAAAACAACCAUUCCUAGGACUGUGGGUGAAAAUUCCUGCUACAGGCCCAAUCCUCCACCAUAUUCAGGAUUUCCACAGAGCACAUCAGAUCAUGUGGAUUUCUGACUUCCGGACAAAUACAAAAUGUGGUAUUGUUAAAUCUGUGGAAAACAGGAUUAUUGCUACCAGUGUGUGCUGAGCAACAAGAAAAGUGAUUUCCUGAUGUGUGAUGUGAGGCAGUAUUACUAGCUUCAUCAUUCAAAAGAGUAUUAAUUUGUUCCUGCAAUUCAGAAUUAUCUUGUGCAGUGGUUGCAGCAAACCAUAUAUUUGAAUGAUGUACAUAUUCAUCAUGCAAGUAAUGAGCCAAAAAUAAUAAAACAAUGGGACUCCAGGUAGUAAUGUCAACAAUGUAGGAAAAGAUAGAUUGCUACCUACCAUAAAGAUGACACGUAAAACUAAAGACAGACGCAAUUAAAAGACAUUUACACAAAGCUUUUGGACAUUUUCUUCAUCAGCAAAAGCACAACAAACAUCAUUCAUUCACCUAACACACACACGUGACCGCCAGCAUCAGUAGCUCAGGCCAGAAUGUGGAGUUGGCAGUCAUGUGUGCAUGAGACAUGCUCACUUGUGUGAAUGAAUGUCAUGUAUUUCUCUUUUGCUGAUGAAGGCUGUGUCUGAAAGCUUUGUGUAAGUGCCUUUUAAUUGCGCCUGUCUGCAACUUAAUGCGUCAUCUUUACGGUAAGUAUCAAUCUAUCUUUUUCUAUAUUGUACACAAAAAUAAUAGUUAUUUUUCAAAUUUUGAAGCUGAAAGCUUUGUUGAUAUCUAAAAUAGUUAUAAAAACUUACAUGUUUGUUUCUUCCGUGUUAUUGCCUUUUUGUUGAUUAUUGAAGUAGUCUAGCUAUUUAAGGUUCAAAAUUUUCUACAUAAUUGUGUUCCAUUAUCCACUGCACUUGCUGCUAAAUGCCUGUGCCCAUUGUAACUACCGUUGUUUAGAUUGGCGUUGUCUCAUUCACUUCGCUGAACUUAUCUGUGAUGUCCCUCAUAUCAGCCACACAUGCUGACCACAUUGUCCUUGACAAUACUGGCUGCACUUUGUGAUAGUCAGCCCGUGAACCCUGCAGAGAAUACCACAGUGUGAUUUGUGGAGCACAGCCCAGUAAACAUGCACCUUAACAUAGGAAAUCCUAUGAAACUUGAAUAAACUUAUUUGCUCUUAGUCUUAUCGGCUUUGCAAAAAUUAUAUUGCUUUGAAGUUUUUCUUUGAUCUGAAGAUUGUGGUGGGAAAAAAAAUAUUGGUUGAUAGACUAAGAAAUAGAUGUAAUUUAUUGAUGUAUAAUAGUGACGCAAAAAAAGGAAAACAAGUACAUCAGUUAUAUGAAACUAUUUUUGUCCUGCAUGCUUAAAUCUGUUACCCUCAACACCCUGUAUCACUUUGUACAUUACUUGUAUAGUGUAUGGCUUUGUAGUGUAGUCAUAAUUGUAAGAAAGCAUUAAAACAAAGCAUUUGUACCAAUAUUCACAGAUAAGAUAUUUUACUGUAAUGGGCAGUGAACUUGCUGCAGCAUAUGUUACAAGUAUGUAGAUAUGUAUAACUAUAUUCAUAAGGUAGUUGAUUUGGCAAUAUUCUCCAUAGAAUAAUAACCACAUUUUUCAAAAAUGUUUCAUUCAGAAUAAGUUUGUUUUGUGGUGGAAAUAGUUCUCCAAAUAUUCCUACAGCAAAAGAAAUAAAAUGUUUGAGCAUUAGGUAAAUAAGCAGAAAAUAGAGCAUUAAUUUUGAUACUGAUAAAUAUAUGAAUACCCAAGACAUACACAUGCUUUACUGUAUCAUCUCAAGAGACAUUCUCAAGAAACAGAGAUUUGGUAGUGUAAGUUCAGAACCUUCAAUGUGUGGUAGAGACUAUAAUUAGCAGCUUCUACAUUCUUUAGUGUGCCUGCCUACCAACUAUCAGUUCUUCCACACUCUAUCUUCACAUGAAAAAAUACUUGUCAAAGCUAAUUCCACA
Molecule: messenger RNA, 3304 nt
Organism: Schistocerca gregaria
Lineage: Eukaryota; Metazoa; Arthropoda; Insecta; Orthoptera; Acrididae
Gene: Scgalpha
Product: epsilon-sarcoglycan
Exons: 10
Coding region: 122-1423 (433 amino acids)
Cellular component (GO): sarcoglycan complex
Source: RefSeq, a predicted model, not a curated record